UAUCUAUCUAUCGAUGUCUGUACUGUAUAUGUGUAUAUUCUCACAUAGCACCAGAUACUUAAAAAUUGUAGAGAUUAUGCAAUAUCCAUGCUUUUCUCUAAGACAUUAGCGACGUUACUGGAGUGAACUGACUACGACGGAAAACGGAAAGACGAUUACAAGUUGUUAGCUUUACGUCCAGAAACAAAGUCAUUAACGGAGAAAAUAAGUUCUGUAAACUUUUGUUUUGUUUUCGAUAUUUAUAUCAUUUCUUCCCCUCGUAUCAUCUCAUCUUCUCUAAAAAAAAAAAAAAAACUUCGGAGAUGGUACAGAUAGAAUUCGGUUGCUGUUUCGAUUCCUAAUGACUAUAUGAUGGAUCGUGUUUAUAUAGAUAAAUAGUAACUUUCAGUCACACACUCCACCUACUCGUAAAUAGAUACCACGUAUAGAAAUUUAGGAAGAUUAAAAAUAAGUGUUUUCCAGAAAAAUCGAGAUGAAGCUGUUAAAAAGCAAACUGGGAAAAUGUAUCAUGAAGUAUUGAAACAGUAUGCCCUGCCUUUCGGGUCGAUGAAAUAAGUACGAGUUUAGCACUUGGGCCGAGGUAAUCGAUUAGCUCCCACCCCGCCAAAAUUUCAGGCAUUGUGACUAUAGCAGAAAGGAUUUCGGGAUUAAACAAGUUGAGAUAAAGUUCUAUUAUAAUGCCAUUAGCUGGGAUGUUUACAAAGCUGCGUGGUUCCGGGUUCUAUUCUACAGCAUGGCACCCUGGGGAAGUGUCAUGUGCAUUGUGUAUUAAUAUACACAACGAGUGUAAUACAUAAUACGUACAAUACAUACUUGUGUAUAAUUUAGUUGACAGAAACUGGGUAGAAGUCUAUUGUGUGUUUCGUCUAUGUACAGAGGUAAAAUAUCUAAAACCUCAAAAACAAUGACAUCUUUUCAUCAUUGAAAAUUACUAACAACGACGUUAUUGUUCAAAAUCUGAGUAGCUUUCCGGUUAUUCAAAUUAUUGUAUAGAAUAAUUUGCAUUAUUGAAAAUAGGAUGAACUGUGCAGUGCGGCUAGUCUUGAGUAUAAGAACAAAAUACAACCCGAAUAUCGGAAUAAAAAGAAAUUUGAAGAAUGUCGAAAUAGUUUCCUUGAUGUUUGGGCUAUAGGGGUGAUAUCUAAUUAAGUAUCUAAUUAAAAGAGUUAAUUGCUUUUUUUUUUGGCGUCAUUGUUUAAUGUGGAUCUUAAAACAUGAUACGGGAUCGCUUCUAAAUGAAUAUUUAUAAUUAGAAAUUAAAAUGAAUUACAUACAUCAUAUUUGGUUUACAUACAGUUUACGGUCGUAAAGUAGUGAAAAGUAAAUUGUUUUUAGAACAUUCUAUCCACAACAAAACAUUUCGAUAUGAAAGAAUUCUUGUCGAUAUGUAUAUUCACAAACCGGAUUUUGGAACCAGUUUCGAUUACCGCUCUUCUAGCUAAUUCAGUUUAAUUACGCCGCUGGUGCCGAUGAGGCAGAAUAGUUAAAUCCUGGCUACAUUACCCAAAAGUGUAAAUCAAGAAAAAUUUGGCUGUUAUUUUUAGCAGGUUCAUUGGUUUGUGAAACUCUUUCUGAUAAUUAGAUCCAAUUGAAACAGAGGCAGUGCAUUUCAAAAGAAAUAUGGUUUUCUUCACUGUAGCUUUCUGAGGCAACAUCUCUCCUGUGAAGAAUUUUAUUCAGAGUUCCUGCUGUCUUAGGCAGGUUGCCUUCUUCCCUGUUUCUCAGUGACUUGCAAACAUCACAUCAGCCCUCUAUGACGACACGUAAAUGGUGCGUAAUUCCAAUGGCAUUCACUGUGAACUUUGACCGGGAUGGUCAAAUGUCUCAGGCAAUAUCCAGUAAUGAUCUACACACUGUACAGCAACUGAUCAGCAGUGGAAUGAGUGUCAAUUCAGUCGUCCACAACCCAGACAAGCAAGAGAACACUACGAUUCUAGCAGGAGCUUGUUAUGCUGGUAAUCUGGAUAUCGUUGAUUAUCUUCUGAAGGCUGGUGCUUAUAUCAACCACAAGGAUCCUUGUUAUGGCCGCACACCACUUCAUUGGGCAUGUAUUGGUCGUCAGGAAAAUGUUACCUUAUACCUGAUAAAAAACAAAGCUGAUGUGAAUUGUGUUGACCGGGACAAUGUUACACCAAUUAUAACUGCUUCAAUGGUUGGCUGUCAGAAUAUUAUUACUAGUUUGCUCAAUAAUGGAGCAAAUCCUUGCGCAGUGGACAGGUUGCGAGCUUCAGCUAUUCAUUAUGCAACUUUCUAUGGACAUUCAGAAGUUAUUUCUACUCUCAUAAAGAGUGGCUGUAAUUCUAAUAACCAUGUUAUUUUUGGACAAGGAACACCAUUAGCUAAUUUGGUACAUAUUAAAGACCAAGAAAACUGCAAACUUCUCCUGGAAAGUGGUUACAAUUUAGAUAAUGAGGAAUGGCUCUCGGAUUUUCAGAGACAUCAAUCUAUGUCAAACAGUAUUGGUUCAAAUUCUACCAUUAAAACCAUUCUUACUUGGUUGCAAACACCACGAUCUCUAGAAUCUUAUUGUCGUAUUGUUAUACGGAAAUGUAUGCAAGGGGUUUAUUUACAGAAUAGAGUAAGCAACUUACCAGUUCCAUUAACCAUAAAAAACUAUCUGUUAUUCCUUUAAACAGUGACUUCAAAACUA
Octopus sinensis (East Asian common octopus) is the source of this 2650-nucleotide messenger RNA. RefSeq names its product serine/threonine-protein phosphatase 6 regulatory ankyrin repeat subunit C. Gene Ontology annotation, cellular component: cytoplasm. Gene Ontology annotation, molecular function: protein binding. NCBI's taxonomy places the organism in Eukaryota, Metazoa, Mollusca, Cephalopoda, Octopoda, Octopodidae. The record is from RefSeq and is a predicted model, not a curated record. Gene Ontology annotation, biological process: intracellular signal transduction. The transcript has 6 exons. The coding region runs from base 1754 to 2632 and encodes 292 amino acids.